Prunus avium (sweet cherry) is the source of this 1570-nucleotide messenger RNA. Its product is annotated as GLABROUS1 enhancer-binding protein-like. Gene Ontology annotation, biological process: regulation of DNA-templated transcription. Gene Ontology annotation, cellular component: nucleus. NCBI's taxonomy places the organism in Eukaryota, Viridiplantae, Streptophyta, Magnoliopsida, Rosales, Rosaceae. The record is from RefSeq and is a predicted model, not a curated record.
ACAGCAUCCAAGAUUCCAACCCAACUUUCGAAGUAGUUCAGACCAAAUUAAAAAAAAUAAAAAGCUUUCGAAGUAGAACCCUUUUUACUCCUUCCUUCGCACACACAAACCCAAUCCCAGUUAGAAACCCUAAUUUCGCGAAACCCUCACUGUACCGACUCUCCAAUGGCACCCAAGCGCCCAUCUCCUCUGGAUGAGCCUCCGGCUGCUUCUUCUUCGGAAGAAGAGGUAGCCUCGUCCGAAGAAGAAGUAGACGGAGAAGAAGAGGAAGAAUCCGGAUCCGGGUCCGAAUCCGAGUCCGAGGAACCCGAGCCUCCAAAGGCAGCACCCACUCCUGUUGCUGAGAAGAAACCACCACCGAAGAAACCGGACUCGGCUACUGUCAAUUCAAAGCCGCAGUCUUCAUCCUCUGGCUCAGAGUCCGAGUCCGAAUCCGAUUCGGAAUUGGAUAAGGAUAUGGUGGUAAAGCCGAUAGCUUCGAAGCCAAUGGAAGAGACGCCCAAGACCAAGAAGCCCAGAUCGAAGGCCUCGGCUACUACUACGCCUGCAGCAAGAGCCGGGUCGAAGCGGCCAAGCGAGAGCGACCCCAAGGAUUCCAAGAGGCCCAAGAAGAAGAUCCCAGACCCGGAUCAGGAGCCAGACCAUGCCGGAGAGGAAACGAAGAAGGCAGGUGGAGACGACUCGAAGAAGCUGUUCCAGAGGAUUUGGAGCGAUGAUGAUGAGAUAGCGAUCCUGAAAGGCAUGAUUGAUUACUCUACGAAGAAAGGCGCGGACCCAUAUUCUGAUAUGGGUGCGUUUCAUGAUUUUAUCAAGAAAUCGUUGAAGGCCGAUGUGAACAAGACCCAAUUGCAAGAUAAGAUUCGUAGGUUGAAGAAGAAGUAUGAGAUGAAUGUGGCCAAAGGGAAGAAGUAUAAUCCUGUUAAGCCUCAUGAGCAAAAGGUGUUCGACUUGUCAAAUAAGGUAUGGGGCAGCGGCGAAGGGUCAAUUGGGGUUGGUGGGUUGUCUGAACAGUCCAAGUCUAAUGGGAAGGCUAGGACAAAUCAGAAAGGUAACAACAAGACUUUGGCUUCACUUAAAGCUGAGCUGUUGAGUUCACCGGAGCGCCCAAAGGAGUGUGAGAAGGUGGAUUUUGGUCUGAAGCCGUGUGGUUCUGAAAGUUUGAGUGAGGUGAUUGGGUUUGAUAAGGGUUUCAGAGAGCUGGGGUUGCCGGAGGGUGUCGUGAAGCAGGGCUUGGAGUUGAUUGGAGGAGCCAAGCGAGCUGAGUUGAAGGAGAAGUGGAAGAAGCUGCAUGUUGCUGAAUUGGAGCUUUUUGUUAAAAGGAGUGAGUUGAUGAGAGAUCAGGCUAAGGUGAUUCUAGAGGCGUUAAAGUCAUCUGAGCAUUAGAACCUUGGAUCAGGUAUAACAAGGCACUGUGUUGAUGUCUAGCAAGACAAUGUUUAAAAAAUUUAGUAAUUGUUAAUUAAGAACUCUGUAGUAUUUAGCUGCUUAGUUUGUCUGUCUAUUAAAUCUUUCUUUGCCCUUUGUUGUCAUUCUCUAUAACUUUGAUUUAAAGUUAAUUAUGUGGCAAUGA